AUGGCUUGCUUUUGGUAUAAUCAAAGAGAAACAACAAUAAACAUUUUUUCUACCAAAGAAGUAAACAAUGUUACUUUUUACAAUAUAACAGUCACUGUGGGGGACUUUCAUUGGACAGUCGAACAUCGUUAUAGUGAAUUUUAUGAUCUGCAUAAUCAACUAGUAAUAGAUCAUGGGGUGUCGAAAGAGAUUUUACCUUGUAAGAAAGUUAUUAGAAAUAAAUGCCCCACUUUUAUUGAGGCUAGAAGAAAAGGGCUAGAGGAAUAUUUACAGAAAAUUCUUAUAUUUUUAAAAAGGACCAUGCCUAAAAUAUUUGUAGACUUUCUAGAAUUUAAUUUAUAUGAUAUAUUCUUUUUACUGCAAGAUUUGUCAACUAAAUUGUUUAAAAAUUCUGACACAAUACUCACAAAGCCAAGUGUUAUGACUACACUUGAGCCUCAUGCUUUAAGUCAAUUCUUAAAGAAACCAUUAUUGGAUCAGACUGAAACAAGAUUUGAUAUAAGUCCUGUUGUGGAUACAUUUUCUCAGCUACAGAAUAUUAAAAUUUGUGGAGAUUCUAAACCUUUUAAACAGAGUAAUAUUGUGUUGAAUAAAUUAAUGUUUGAUCUUUCAUCAUUCAAGGUUGUAAUAAUCUUAACCCUAGAUGAUGUUUGCUUUGAAAGUAUCACUUCAUUGGGAAAUGUGAGAGAAACUGUAAAGAAGCUUCAAGUUAACAAUACAAAAAUAACUUCAAUUUCUCAGGUUUUACAGUGCGACAUCAUUCACAAGGACAAUAUUGAAGGAAGUCAGAAAUGGAGUGCUUUGGAAGAACUAAAUUUGAAUAAAAACAAUAUAACAGAAAUAGACUCCACCAUCAGAUUAGCCCAAAAGUUAGAGAUAUUAAAUUUAAACGAUAAUAAAAUCUCCACUAUCAACAACCUUUCUCAUUUACCAAAUUUAUCAUGUUUAAGUUUAUCCAAUAACCUAAUAACAUUAUGCACAGAUUUGCACACAAAAGUAGGUAAUCUUAGAGUGUUAAACCUGUCACAAAAUAAUAUUUACACCUGUCAGGGAUUUAGCAAACUUUAUUCUUUAGAAACGCUCGAUUUAAGUAGCAAUAAGAUAGUUAAUAUAGAAGACGUUCGAUUUCUCGGAGAUUUGCCGUGUUUAGAAAAUUUGAUAUUAACUGGAAAUAAUGUUGCUACAACUAUUGAUUAUAGGGCUAAGGUUUUAGAAUAUUUCGGAGAUCGUGCUAAGCAUAUAUGUUUGGACAAUGAGAAGCCGAUUCAGGCUGAACUAGACAAGGUUUCUAUAUUAAGAGCUCUAAGAAUUGUUAAGGAGGGAAAGACUCCAGAUUUAAAAACAAAUUUUACUUUUGAAUUAUAUUAA
Molecule: messenger RNA, 1368 nt
Organism: Diabrotica balteata
Lineage: Eukaryota; Metazoa; Arthropoda; Insecta; Coleoptera; Chrysomelidae
Source: the annotation of a GenBank genome assembly